AUGUUGAAAUUUGGCAAGGGUAAGAGAGCGAGAGAGGACGAUGACGAAGGCGAUGAAGCUGGUGGUGGUUUUGGUGGGUUUGAGAAGCACAGCAAAGGGAUUGGCAUGAAGUUGUUGCAGAAAAUGGGGUACAAAGGCGGUGGACUUGGCAAGAAUGCGCAAGGGAUUCUCUCUCCGAUCGAGCCCAAACUUCGCCCCAAGAACAUGGGUAUGGGGUUCAACGAGACAGAAGAGGAGAAUAAGAAGAAGAAGAUGGGUUUGUUGGGCAGUGACUGUGAGGGUGUAGAGAGAGUGAAGGAGAAGCAGCGGUUGUGGUGGUGGUCGUCGACGACGACGACGACGACGACGAAGAAGAAGAAGGAGGAGGUGGAGGACGAGGAUGAAGAGGAGGAGAAGGGGUCGUCAGUGGUGGUUCAGAUGGUGUAUGAUAUGAGAGGACCGGAGGUUCGGUUGCUGACAAAUUUGGAGAAUUUGAAGAACGAAGUUCCAAUACCGGAGCUUCAGUACAAUGUGAGGCUUGUUGUGGACUCGGUGGAGUUUGAAAUGGAGAGAAGUGAUAGGGAUUUGAGAAGCGAGGAAGCUACAUUGGAGAGGUUGAAGGAGGAGAAGGAGAGGUUGGUAGUUCUGGCUGAGAGGCAGAGGAAGCAGUUGUACAGUAUGGGAGAGAUAUUGAGUGUGCCCGAUCAAUUGGAGGAGGAAGAGGAUUCGAAAUUGGACUCGCUCGCGGUCGCGGAGCAAUUCAUUGAGUUGAGGAGUAGAUUUCCUGAGGACUUCAAGUUGUAUAACCUGUCUUGCAUUGCCUGCUCAUAUGCUCUGCCUUUGUUUAUUAGAGAGUUUCAGGGAUGGGAUCCUCUUCAGAACCCGUUUCACGGGUUAGAGGCUGUGACUUUGUGGAAGAGUUUACUAGAGAGUGAUCAAGAGUUUACUGCUUCCCCUUAUUCCCAGUUGAUAUCCCAUGUUGUUUUACCAGCUGUGAGAGUUUCUGUCAUCAAUACUUGGCAGGCUAGGGACCCUGAGCCAAUGCUACGGUUUUUGGAUUUCUGGGAAAAUUUGUUACCUCCUUCGGUCCUCAAUUAUAUAUUUGAUAAUAUUGUGAUGCCGAAGUUGAGUAGUGCAGUUGGCUGUCGGGAACCGUUAUGCGAAACUGUUCCAAUCCACAUUUGGGUGCAUCCGUGGUUACAAUAUUUGGGGCACAAAUUGGAAGGUAUUUUCGAGAUUAUACGUGUUAAGUUGAGUCAAGUUCUUGUUGCUUGGCACCCAAGUGAUGCAUCUGCUUAUACUCUAUUGGCACCUUGGAAGACUUUGUUUGAUUCAGCAAGUUGGGAACGCCUUAUGGUUAGAUCUAUAGUUCCAAAGUUGCAGCUUAUUCUGCAGGAGUUUGAAAUAAACCCAACAAACCAGAAGCUUGAUGAGUUUUAUUGGGUUAUGAAGUGGGCUUCUGAAAUACCAAUUCAUCUAAUGGUUGAUAUGAUGGAAAGGUUCUUUUUUGCCAAGUGGUUACAGGUCUUAUAUCAUUGGUUAAAUGCUAGCCCAAACUUUGAGGAGAUAACAAUAUGGCAUUUGGGUUGGAAGGAACUUCUUCCAAAGGAGCUUCUAGCAAAUGCAAGUAUCCGGUAUCAGCUUAGUCGUGGUCUUAAGAUGAUGAACCAGGUUGUUGAAGGUUUGGAAGUGGUCCAACCUGGUUUGGAAGAGAACAUUGGCUAUUUUAGGGUAGCUGAGCAAAGGCAAUUUGAGGCUCCACAGAAAGCAGAAACACAAGAAGCUGCCAUGAGUUUUCGCAUGGAUGAUAUGAGUGUUAAGGAAGUUAUUGAAGCCCAUGCCCAACAACACAGCUUACUAUUCAAGCCUAAACCAGGCCGGAGGCAUAAUGGUCACCAGAUCUAUGCCUUUGGUAAUUUGAGUGUGAUAAUUGAUGCUCUAAAUCAAAAGGUGUAUGCUCAAACUGAGGAAGGGUGGUCCCUUGUUUCCCUUCAAGACUUAGUGGACAAGCACCAUAGUUCUCUUUCCUAGGGACGUUGAGCUCUGUGCUGAGAUGGAAGAGUGUUAUGGUUUUUGGACUAUAUUCAUUAGGCAUAGAUUCACAGGUUAGCUCGACCUAAUUGUUUCAGCUUGUCAUGGCUGGGAUUUUUGUUAGAAGAAUGGAUAUUGAGAAUUUUAAUUGUCAUUGUCAUUACCAUAGUUUUCCAAUUUGAUUUUCUCUUGUAUCAACAUUUUCUCAAUAUUUGAGCCACA
Messenger RNA from Quercus robur (English oak), 2232 nucleotides. Its product is annotated as septin and tuftelin-interacting protein 1 homolog 1-like. Gene Ontology annotation, molecular function: nucleic acid binding. The record is from RefSeq and is a predicted model, not a curated record. Gene Ontology annotation, biological process: spliceosomal complex disassembly. The transcript has a single exon. The coding region runs from base 1 to 2010 and encodes 669 amino acids. Gene Ontology annotation, cellular component: U2-type post-mRNA release spliceosomal complex. Lineage: Eukaryota; Viridiplantae; Streptophyta; Magnoliopsida; Fagales; Fagaceae.